GGGGUUAAAUACCUGAAGUGGGCGAAACUUAGGUUCACUCCCGACCUUCGAAACUAGCAAGAAGCCGAAGACUGAAACAAACAAGUCCGGAAUGGCCACAGAUUUCACACAGGACUCUGUUUUACAUUUUAUCCAGAGCAGAGGCGGCUCGGUGAGGAAUUCGGAUCUGCUUCUGCACUUUCGGGGAUUCCUACGGGAUCAUGCGGAGCAGGUUCAGAACCGCGAACUCUUCAAGAAGUUCGUUAACUCUGUGGCCACCGUCAAACAGGAGCACGGAGCCUCGCACGUCGUUCUCAGGAAAAAGUUCAGAACUUCUGCACCAGGCGGGGGUGGAACCACUACUUCCGGGACUGUCGCCGGGAGGACGGCUGAGCCCUCCCCGGAGAAGGCUGCCUUGAACCCGGCUCGGGGCAGAGGGAGGGCUCGGCAGAAAGAGGAGCCAACACCCACUGUGCUAAGUGGAGAAGUUGGCAUGAAAAAUGUCUUACCUGCGGCAGGUAUCAUACUUAAUAACAACAAUAACGUCCAAGCUAAUUUGAACUUGACACCAACAGCAGCCGAAACACAAACCUGGGCCCAAAGUGGACCGGCACCCAGACACCAGUACCUUCAUGUGGGUCCACAGAAGGUGGGGUUCGUAUCUGCCUCGGUCCAACAUAUCAAACAAACUGAACCCAGUCUUCAUCAGGGUCCGGGUCUUUCUGAGCCACGCCGGGCCAGACACAGGCAGAGCUACAAAACCGCAGUCUCCUAUGAUGAAGAUGAAGAUGAAGGGAUCCAGAUGAAGCCAGGAGGCCAUCUUGGCCCCAUCUCGGCCUCCACAAUAGAUCAGCAUGUUGCCACACCAUCCUCACCAGAGAGGAGUGUUCCCAAGAUUUACAUCCAGAAUGUGGAGCAAGGAAAGGGGCUCCCGUCCCACCCAGGAUGGAGUUUGGAGUCGAGGAAGGAGCUGAGACCACCAAGGCAGGGUUUGAACCUUGCAUGUCUCCAUGAGGAGGUGAUGCCCACCCGACGUAGUCUACCCGCUGAGUGCUCCUUGCCAGAAGUGGAGGAGGAAGGACUGUCCUCACAGCCUGGUGGUGCUCCGUUGGAUCACAGACAAGGGUGCAGUCAGCGUGAGCGUGCGUGGAUGUCUACCAGCCACAACAGCAUCUUCUCGCCUUCAUCUCAUGCUGGCCUCUCAUGCGGUGACUGGUCGCUCUCUGGCCCUGGAGGAGCAGGAUGGAACUGCAGCACCGAGAAACUACAGGUGACAACAGGUGACCUGGUGGGCGCCAUCGAAAGUGGAGAAGUCCUCCAGCGAGCUCAUGAAACAACAGAGCUUGGCUCUGCAGCGCAUCACGCUGACACCAAGGUCAAAACAUCCUGGCAUCGCUCUACAGGUGAUCUUUAUGAUGACCACGAGUCGAGUGACGGCUCCGCUUCUUCACCAGCGCCCCAUCAACGGCCGACACUCGCCAGACGUGUCAGCAGGAGGCUGCGAGGCAGGAUGUGCCGCAGCGUGGGCGCCGACCUGGACCAGCUGCUCCACGAGGAGGCGGCUCCAGGCAGAGCGGGAGGGAACGAAGCGGCGCGACUGAACCGCCUCCACCGGAUCUCGUCCUCGCUGAGCCUCCGCUACAACCUGUCGUCCUCGUCGCUGUCGUCCUGCUCGACACCGUCCCGCUGCAACAGCCUCGCCGACUUGGCGGAGGGCGCGGAAGCGAAAGGAAACAGUCCUCCGACAACAGGCAGCACUCAUCAUGAAAGCCCCAGCAGACAGUCAUUGGUUCCUCUGGAGCCCAGGGAGCAUGCCUGGCUGGUAAAAGGGGCAGCGGGAGCCUGGCCAGACAUCUACUCCCUGUUCCGAGAGGACCCCACCCUUCUCAACAGACGAGACUUCAUCUCCGGCUUCACUGUGCUGCACUGGAUUGCCAAACACGGCGACCACCGAGUCCUCAACACCCUCUGGUACGGAGUUCAGAAGGCGGGUUCCACCUUUGACAUUAACGCCCGGUCAUCAUGCGGCCAAACACCCCUUCACAUCGCUGCCAUGCACAGCAACAAGAACAUGAUCCGCCUGCUGGUCAACAAGUUCCAUGCCGACGUGAAGCUGAGGGACACCGCCGGAAAGAAGCCCUGGCAGUACCUGAGCCAAAGCGCACCCGUGGACGUGGCGCACAUGCUGGGCGCGCCCGUGCGCUCCGCCAGGCGAGGAGAAGGCGGCGCCACCGGCGCAGACCACAGCAGUGAGCAGAAGCCUCACCACCACCGCCGCCAUCGCCGCCAUCACCUGUCCUCUGCCUCUUCAGGGGAAAGACCCAGGACCGUCUCAGGCGCCAAGGUUAAAAGAUCAUCAUCCAUCGCAGCGUUCCUAAAACACAAAUCGCUGAGUCGCUUCCACGGAUACAAGUCUGAUGGCUGAUGGCUCAUGGCAGGAGUGAAAUACAUGCGGAAUCCCUCGGUCACGGUGCAACCAAAAAUAAUACCAAAUAACACCAAUAAACACGCCACAUUUUAGUCUCAUUUAUAACCCGCAAGACAUGCUGGGAAGCCCACAUGCACGCUUAUCCAACAGGAAGUUACCCAGCAUGUCUUGUGGGUUACACAUUACUAUAAAACAUGAAUAUUAGUGUGGAAGCGUCGAUUUCCAUACCAUGUAGUGCAGUGUAGCCACAUUGUGUGUUACUUGUUGUGUUAUUUUUGGUGGCACCGUGAAGAAGGCGGUUUGAUGUCAAAAAAGACAUUUGGUCGGGGCUCUCAAUUCCUGGCGACUAGCGGGGUACGACUGUACAACCAAACAUCGAAGCAGAUUGUGCCGGACAUUCAUGCCAAUGUCCACACGUUUGAUGUAGGAAGUACUCUCAACGGGUUAAAAGCACCAAAGGUUUCACACGUUCUGCAAGUGCGUAGAUGUACGGUAGAUCAGGGGCAUCCAAACUUUUACUGAAAAACCAAAGGAUUCAAGAGGAGCCAUUUUCAUAUUUCAAAUGUUGUAAAAAGGCUAAACAAUCCAUAAUAUGUAUUUAAGGACAAAUGUUUUUAUCAUGGGGUGGCAUGGCUUCGGUGGUAGAGUGGUCGUCUCCCAACCUGGAGGUUGCGGGUUCGAUCCUCCUGUCAUCGUGUAGAAGCGUCCUUGGGCAAGAUACUGAACCCCCAGUUGCCCCUGAUGCUGUGUGAUCAGUAGGUCAAUGUGCUAGCAAAGCGCUUUGACUGCCUUGGAGGUGGCAAAGCGCUAUACAAGUGAAAGACCAUUUACUUCCUGUUAUGCUUUAGGUGACAAAGUAGAAUAUUAUUCUUAUCUUUUUGGACUAUGUGCCAAAAACCAAGUUGUGGGCCGCAAAUGGCCACACUUUAGACAGCCCUGCAGUCGCUGGUGAGGUUUUGUAUCGGUUUUACCGGACAGUAUUUGUAUUUGUUGUUUGUACAUUCACUUCAUAUUAAAUCAC
Messenger RNA from Dunckerocampus dactyliophorus (ringed pipefish), 3428 nucleotides. Its product is annotated as ankyrin repeat domain-containing protein SOWAHB-like. Bases 92 to 2404 code for a protein of 770 amino acids. NCBI's taxonomy places the organism in Eukaryota, Metazoa, Chordata, Actinopteri, Syngnathiformes, Syngnathidae. The transcript is spliced from 5 exons. The record is from RefSeq and is a predicted model, not a curated record. Gene Ontology annotation, molecular function: protein binding.